Cadophora gregata is the source of this 2463-nucleotide messenger RNA. RefSeq lists its product as uncharacterized. Gene Ontology annotation, molecular function: heme binding; oxidoreductase activity, acting on paired donors, with incorporation or reduction of molecular oxygen; iron ion binding. The transcript is spliced from 7 exons. NCBI's taxonomy places the organism in Eukaryota, Fungi, Ascomycota, Leotiomycetes, Helotiales, Ploettnerulaceae. Bases 289 to 1833 code for a protein of 514 amino acids. The record is from RefSeq and is a predicted model, not a curated record.
AGUCAACAAGGGGACAGCCGAAGCUUGCUUUCGGUAAUAAGGUUACAAGGCACGCUUCUCAUUGGUCAGAAAUGCUAUACAUGAUACCGAAAGAUCUUAGUCUUGGAGCUCCUUACAGUUAUCUUUGGCUUAAAAUAUUGGUCCAUUGUACGAGGCAGGGUUCCUGAAAGGGGGUGGUGAGGUGUCAGCAAUAGAUAUGCAAUUCUUCUCUCAAAAUUUCUAAAUCUAGUCCUGCAUUUCACUUUUGUAUUCUUCGUGUUUUUGAUUUUCGGCUGAUUGUUUUAGACUAUGGCUACAUCAUUUCUGCAGAGCCUCUCCACGGUAUUCGGAUUCCUGUCUAUAUUUGCCGUGUUCUAUUUUGUUGCUUUAGGAAUUUGGCGAUUAUACUUCAGUCCCAUAUCUCAUUUCCCGGGACCAAAACUCGCUGCUUUGACAUACUGGUACGAGUUUUACUACGAUCUCAUCCAACGAGGACAGUUUGUCUACAAGAUUAAGGAGCUUCAUGAUCAAUAUGGACCGAUCAUACGAAUCAAUCCACACGAAUUACAUGUCUCGGAUCCGGAUUUCUACCACACUAUCUAUGCAGGCGGUUCGCAAAAACGGGAACGAGAUCCUUACCAUACUGCAUUCAUGACCCUCCCUGGUAGUGUUCUGACAAGCCCCGCACACGACCUCCAUCGAAAACGAAGAGCGGCUUUGAACCCAUUCUUCUCCCAGCAGAGCGCUCGAAGAUUAUUACCUCUCCUCCAAGAGAGAAUUGAUGUUCUUGUUGCGAAACUUGAGGAAUUGAAGGAUACUGGCAAGGUUGUCAAUCUGCUACAUGCAUUUUCCGCAUUUUCCAAUGACGUAAUCUCGCAAUACCUAUUCGGCACCAGCGAACAUCGCCUUGAAGCAGACGAUUUCGACCCCUCCUAUCAUCACAAGAUCCUUGGCUCAGCUGGUGCACUUGUUGUCAUCAAACACUUCCCAUUCAUUCCGUUCAUCGUAAACAACCUGCCCGAAAUCGUCACCGAUCAUGUUGGAGCUCUAGCUGAUCAGAAGAAGAUGAAGAAGAUUCUCUCAGGUUUAAUUGAAAAUGUUCGUGGCUACGGAUCAAAACCUGACCCAACCACCUCCGCAACAAUUUUCCACACCCUGCUAGAAAGCGAUCUCCCACCAAGUGAGAAAACCACAACCCGCCUCACCGAAGAAGGAAUCACCCUCGUUGGCGCAGGAAGCCACACCGUGGCUUGGACACUUACCGUUGGCUCAUUCCACAUCCUCUCCAACCCACAAAUCUUGUCCACCCUGAGAGCGGAACUCUCAACAGUCAAGCGCGAAGGCGAAACCCUAAACUCGAUCCUGACUCAAUUAGAGAAACUCCCUUUCCUCACAGGCGUGGUCAAAGAAUCCCUCCGCCUGUCCUACGGCGUCUCCCUCCGCCUCCCACGUAUCGACCCCGAAAAACCAAUGCACUUUCAUGAUUGGGUUAUCCCAGCCGGUACAGCCGUCUCCAUGUCCACCGUACUCAUUCAUCAAGAUGAAAACAUCUUCCCUGACUCGAAAGAGUUCAAGCCGGAGAGAUGGCUAGGUGCUGAUAAAGGGCUGGAUAGGUAUAUGACAGCUUUUUCAGGGGGCAGUAGAGCGUGUUUAGGGAUUACGCUGGCGUGGGCGGAGUUGUAUUUGGGGUUUGCGGGAGUGUUUGGGAGGAUUGGUGGGGUGGGGGACAAAGGGGACAGGGGCGUAAUGAGAUUAGUGGGGACUGAUAAAGGGGAUGUGGAGAUGGUUGGAGAUGGUUUCUUCCCGCUUGUGAAGGAAGGGAGUCAAGGUGUUAGAGUGUUGAUUACGAGUUGAGUAUGGGACUAGACACUGCAGUGUUUAGAGUCUCUUCUUUGGUAUAAUAAAUCUGGGAGAGUGAUGGUUGGACCUAGAGAGCAAACAUAAUGAGAAUUUAAGCGAGCCCCUGAAAAUGAGCUUUGGCGUUCAGUUUCGAUUGUCAAGUCGAGCCGAGCAUCUUCAACAGAGUGACCCCAGAUGGGGAUCAUUUGGCAAAUCUCCUUGUUUAUUGUUUAUCGUUCGUCUAUCAUGGCUCGCCGAUUCUAAGAGCCUUUGAUUUAAUUAGACACAGCCACGUAUCAAAAUUCUGGCCAUGGCCACUCCCAUAUUUGAGAAGCGAGGGAGAAACGCCAAAGACAUCGCGUUCGUUGUGUUGGAUAUCUUCAACCACCUCCACCCAGCUGGAGCUCAGAUGCUCAAUUGUGACUGGGGGCGUCAAACUGAGCCGACAUCGUUGCUGGGCAAACAUGGCAGCAGCAUCCCAGCCCUUGUCGAUCAACUUCUCUAGGUGGUCUCCUUUCGCCAACGCCGAAUGAAGUUGAGGGUCUCGAGAAGCAAAUCUUGACAGGAAAGAUGCAGUCAUCUCCUUCACGAUCUCAUCCUUCCUUGAAUGUGUGAUCUCGCUAAGCAUCUCUAUUGUGGUGAUGC